Molecule: messenger RNA, 6263 nt
Organism: Homalodisca vitripennis (glassy-winged sharpshooter)
Lineage: Eukaryota; Metazoa; Arthropoda; Insecta; Hemiptera; Cicadellidae
Product: rotatin-like
Exons: 34
Coding region: 187-6117 (1976 amino acids)
Biological process (GO): centriole replication; centriole-centriole cohesion; ciliary basal body organization
Cellular component (GO): ciliary basal body; centriole; centrosome
Source: RefSeq, a predicted model, not a curated record
AAACAAUGUCGGUUAUACCUGUUGAUUAUUCUUUUGAAAGUUGGUUGAUAACAAAGUGAUGGUGUUUGAGAUGAGGUGUUAAAUGUACAACCGUUAAACUAAAACGUUAACGAAUUGCUUUUUGAAGAACCAAAGCCAAUAUAUUGUUGUGUGUAUUUAGCCAUUCAUAAAUGGCUAGGCCUUGUUAUGAGUCAGUUAUCUGUGUUGGUUAAAAAGUUAGGUCACAGUUUAGAAGAAAUACGGGCUCGGGCACUGUACAAUAUAGUGUCAAAGUUAGAUUACAAGCUAAUCACAGAAGAUGAGCUUGUUGAUAAAGAUUGUAUUUUUCAAAACUUAGUCAAAUGGUUUCAGUUUAAAAACGCACCAGCCAAAGAAGAUGUUUUAAAGUUAAUCAUAAGGUUACUGAAGCAUGGAGGGGAUGAUGCAGUGGCUCUCCUGCUCAGAGCCGAUCCUGGGUUAGCUCAGCUGCGGGAGGUGACAGACUGUGAUGUUCUGGUGCAAGACAUUGUCAACCUGACAUCAGCUCAGGUGAAUUCAGCGCGAUACGCCAGAAGCAAUGGUGCAUUGGACUCUGCCAGGACCUCUAAGCCGACAUCGGCACAACAAAACUUGGAGCGUCAUGCCAGGAGCAGUGGUAUGCCAGAUUCCGCCAGAACCUCUAAGGCAACAUCGGCACAACUAAACUUAAAGUGCCAUGGCAGGAGCAGUGGUAUGCCAGACUCUGCCAGAACAACUAAGGCGACAUCAGCACAACGAAACUUGGAGCGUCAUGCCAGGAGCAGCUGUAUGCCAGACUCCGCCAGGUCCACCAAGGCGACAUCUACUCAACUAAACUUAGAGUCUCAUGCCAGGAGCAGUGGUAUGCCAGACUCUGCCAGGUCCACCAACAUUCCCUCAGUUAGGAGCUCAAAGACGGCUGACUCAAGCAAUGAACCAAAAUCUGCAAGACUGAGAAUGGAACAAUUUGUUCAGAAAUACAAGGAGUUGCCUCUCUAUAAUCCCAAUGAAGCUUCUUCGUUGGGUUUCCCCACAAAUAAGAUUGACCCAACACCAACACAACCUGAAGAAGAAAGCUCAAGUGGAGUGUUGUGGUCGCUGCCGUCUAUUUCCUUGGUGGCGUCAGAUCUCAACGUGAUCUCUGCAGUGGAGGAUUCUCUUAAACUCCUGGCCUCUGUGACACAUACCUGCCACUUCUUCUCCUCUGUCAUAAUCCGGGACUUCCCUCCAGAAGUGUUUCUUCAGCACCCAGGAGUCAUCAGGCAAUUGUUGAGGCUGACGAAGAAGUCAGCUCCUGUGAAUGUAGCAGCAGUGGAAUGUCUGGCAGUGUACACUCGUCGACUUCUCAAACAGCUGGUCUUCAGUUCUCAGCUGGAGUUCACCUCUCUGAAAUUCCAGAGCGAUGCACAAGGUAGCGAAGACUUUACUGAUAGUUCCGCUCGGAGUUCAAAGCGUCCAGUUGAAACCUCGCAAGAAGUAAUGCAGAAAUAUCUGGAAGAAGGCUACCUGUCUAGUGGCAGUGAUCAUCAGACAUGUGCUCCCAACAAAACUCAGGAUAUUUUUACUAUCCCUCAAUACUGUCUGGAAACGCUUGUGGCUGCAGUAGAGUUGGUGGGCAGAAUACCUCAAGCCUCAUCUCUAGUGCUGCAGGCUCUCUCUCUACUGCAGGCUUCUGUCCCAGACCCUCGCAGCCUCUGGCAUCAUCUCCAUCUACAACUACACCAUCUGCUGCGUGCUCUCCUAGCUGCCAUCACCCAGCAGAUCAAGCUGAGCGUCUCACAGGAGGCAGUGGUGGAGUUGCACGUGACCGUGUGUUGGCUGCGCGUGUUGGACACCCUGGUCCCACCACAGCUGGCACCGUCAGUGCUGCCAACAGAGCUGCAGGACCUUGUCUGUGAAGCUCUUCUCAACCCUGUCCUGGCCGUCAAUUAUAACAAGCUUCACACCAUGUGCGUCGCCUACGCUACAGUGCUACAACGGAAGGGGACCGAAGUGUACGAGGAAGUGUCAGUUGUCAUGGACGCCAUGCGAGCCUCCAUGAGGUUCUCCCGUGAAGCUCCCAAUAUGGCUCCUCUACAGGCUCUGGAGUCUUUCCGUGAUGCCAUACCCGCCUUACCAUACCACCAGGAUCUUUCCAUCAUCAAAGAGUUUACGCAGUACUUAAUGGAAAGACGAGAUCUUUGUGAGGAGGAGAUAGAUUUUGCUGCUCAGCUGACUCGCAGUCUUCUCGCUCACUCGGAGAAAGCGAUAUCCGUUGAAACGUACCGUGUCCUCCACGACAUCGUGGCCUUGAUGUUGGGUCCUCGCCAAGUUCUUUCUAAUGUGGACCCUUGUCCUCGGCUGGGCUUCCUCAUCAACACCCCAGUCCUAGUGGAGAUCACGUGCCACGGUGUCACCAAUGCAGAUAACCAGGUUAGGCAGAAUGCAGAGGACAUAUUGCUGCUGCUGCUGAAAUGUCAGAUGCUUGUAGCGGACGACUCGUGGCAGAGGCUGGUGGAACAGCUGACCCCAGUUUUGCCACUACUGCAAUGUCAUGCCAGCAAGGGUUCUCCCCUCGGCCGGGCAGCCCUGCACAUGUUGGAUCCUGACAUGGCUUCUUCCAUCGGACUCUCUCACUUACAGGUGCUGUUGGGCAAUGCCAGGCUGCUGCUACACAAGGAGCCCCUGUGCAGAGAAGAGGCAGCCACAAGGCUGCUGUGGCUAGCCAAGCUUCACCACCUGCCUCACAAGCGUCUUGCAGACGUGUGCGUACUGGACGUGGCUAUCACUGGUCACACCCCAGUCACAGGAAUGUACGAGGUGGGCAGUGUGGUGCGCGUUCUAGAGGUUUUGUCGGCACCCUGUGUCGAGGCUAGAGUCAAACAGUCGGCCCUCACACAGCUCAGCGUCAUGACAGAAGACUCGAGGCUACACCAGGUCUUCAUCGAAGAACAAGGAGUCGAACUCUUCAUCAGCAUUCUGAAGAAUGUCAUGGAAGACAUGAACGAGGAUGCCAGCGGUUAUGUUAUCCCAGUCAUUGCCACCUUGAAACACUUGGCUCGUCACAACUCCACCAUUCGCCAGAGUCUCAGUCACGACAGCCAGUUUGUAAUGUGCCUCCUGAAAAGUCUGUUCCAGGUAUCAGAGUGGAGGCUACAGAGAGACGCCACACAGCUGCUGACUCUACUGCUGUACUGUGACUAUGUCCUGAGCUCUGCCGUUGCUGUAUCUCUGCCUCAGAUGGUGGUACAGUCGCUCUGUCUACCAUUUUCCUGCCAGACCCACUGGACUGUCAGUCCUCACACCACUUCUACCCAGAGAGGAGUUGUGCUGGGCUACAAGAGUGCAGAGAGACUGCUGGCUGUGCAGUGGGAGGUGCUCAAGCGAGGUUUGGACAGUGUGCUGAGACUCACCGACAUCCCCCCACCACAAGGCCCGCUACCCCUGACCCUUCGUACAGUCCGACAGGUGCAGCACACCCAUGUGGAACACAACUGUCGUAUGCUGCUGUAUGCCUUCCAGAACGCUACAUCCCACGAGGUGGCCUCUCGUACACUCAAGGCUCUAGUGUGCUACCUUGAACUGAGCUGGUUGGUUGAACCAGAGCUACUCUCAGGUCUGCCGUGGAAGGAGACAUUCAGAAAGUUUCUUCUGAGACCACCUUCUGGACAAGACGAUUUUGCUCUGCUGCUCCUGGUUUUCCAGUUUCUUCUAUUCUUAUUAGACGUCUGUCCAGGACAAAAUGUGUGGAUUACGGAUGCUCUGCAAACAAAGCCGUACACUGUGCUACAGCUCAUUGUUACCGCAGAUUCUUCCCACGUCAACGAUGAUCAGGAAAUGUGGAAGAAUGUAAGUCUUUACCUGCUAGAACUGUGCAAGAUGUGCGGUAAGCAAGGGUCUACAAGUGGAUGGCAGAUUGUGGUCCAGUUGAUCCUUCAGUGUGUAGAAGCUCCUCACAGCUCUUCAAAUCAGAAUUUCUUCAAUCUGGUUUCCCUGAACAGUAAGCUGGAGUGUCUGCUGGCCACAGUGACUGGACAGACUGCGGACUGCGGACCUCUGUGGAGACUCUUGGCGGCCUUCCACUGUCACUCGGCGCAGACCUUCAUGGGGCUGAGUGUCGCCAGGCUGACCGUGCUCUGUCUCAACAAACUGCUGUCGCUCGCUCAGGAUUGGGAACAUCGGUGGUUAAGUGAACCUCACCUCUGUUACCUCCCCACCCUGUGUGCCAGCAGAGACAUUGUAGUACGAGCCUCAGCUCUACAGUUGCUGGCCGGACUGUCUCGCAGUGUCAGAGGAGCAGGGACUGUCCUCCAGCUGUCCCCGGGACUCUUCGAGUGUAUUCUCAGGGUAGUUGUGGAUCACAGUGAAGCCAGUCUUGUGAGAGAGCAUGCAGCGCUCCUGCUGGCCAACAUUGUCAAGAACUCUUCUUCCAAGGAGUUGGCGGUGUCUGCAAAGAAGAUAAACUUGUACCAGGAAUUCCGGGACUCUAUCACUCUGGUCUCAUUGACAAGCCCGUCCACACAUACAGAAGCCAGCUCCGGGAUGUUGUACACUCAUCCGAGAUUUAUCAGGGCUGGCUGUUGGCUGGUCAACAACCUGAUGGCCUCUGCCCCAGACAACACGCUUCAGCUGGUAGUGUCGAGUGGCCUUGCCGAUGCUAUGUGUAGGAUAUUGGUGGACAUUGAGAAGCUGGAAAACUACGACCUUGUUACCAUGUUCGGGGCCGUGUGCAAGCUGUUGUCUCAUUGUGUCAGUGGCUGUGAGCCUGCUCAGCUCCAGGACAUACUUCCUUCACUCCUGUGUCUCCUGGACCCAGCAUACGUCGUGCAAGACAGUGAUCAGGCGGACAGAGGAGUGAAGGUAUUGUGGCGGCAGGUCCUGAGGUUGCUGAGUGUAGCACUGCCCUGUGCUGAAGCCCAGCUAGUGCUGACCCAGCCUGCAGUCAAUACACUCUGCCAGUGCAUCAGCGGGGAGGUUUGUGCAACUCUCAAGACCAGUGCUCUCCAGGCCGUUCCGUCCUUGGCCAAACACCUCACCCCAAGGGCGGAGGUAGAAGUUUGUGAAGCAUUGGUGACCCAGUGGCAGUGUCGAGGGGCGGGGGGAGGGUCUCCUGUGUUGCCCGCCCUCACCGCCCUGCUGGGUCACUCACCCCCCGCCACACAGACAGCUCUACAAUGCGGUCUCCUGGACUCUGUGGUCUCUGCACUACGGCAGGUCCACCUCUCCCUGCUGGUACAGACCUCCUGCACAGAUAAGCUCAAAAAGAACAACCCACUCGUAAAUGAGAUGUCCUCGUACCUGAACCUGCUGACCAGUUUUCUGUACGGCAGUGACGCCGUGAGACUAGCAGCAGCACGGCUAGGACUGGCUGACCUUGUACACAAGGUGUGGCUGUGGUGUCAGGUGGACCCACAGUAUCUACUGAUGGCUGUGGACUUGCUCAUCACCUUCACUGCCAACUGCCCUGAAGCCGCCCAGACGUUGGUGUUGACCAGUACACUGUCGGGGGUGGGUCAGCGUAAGGCCCCUACCUCCCACUCACUUGUCCACGCUCUUAUCUCUCUGCUCGCUCGGGAGCGCCAGCCUCCCUCGGUCCGAGCGAGGGCCCUCACUCUACUCUCGCACUGCUGCCAGGCCCAUGAGUGUCGUGCCGUCAUUGCCAAGAAUGGCCUUCUCGCGUACUGGUCGGACCUUUGGGCCGACAGGAGACAACCACAGGAGGAGACAGAGGUCUUGUGGCUGAGGUUCAUCCUGACCUUCACAUCCUCUGUGGAAGGGCAGACGUCUGUACCUAAAACAGGGGAGUUGUUCUCGCAACUGGUCCAGUGUGCGGAGAGUGGGAGACCGUCGUCUAGGCCUCUGGCACUUGCCGUCGUCCGCAACCUGGCCUCCCUUCCGGCCAACAGACCCAGGUUUCUCACCACAAAAUCUGUCCUGACAAUGGUAGGAGAGAAAAUACUGGCAGGAUCCCCUGAGGAGAAAAGAGACGCAGCACUCAUUACUUGGGCUCUGGCUGCUAACCAUCAGAAAGCGAAGGUGGCACUGCGAGGACUGGGACUCGUGGGGAGGCUACAACUUGCAGCAGCGACUAGUGACGAUGAGAUCUUCUCCUUCGUCUCAGAACUGCUGCAGACCAGAUGACAAUUCCACUCUCCCCCUGUUGUUUAUAUUGUGUCUAGGGCUUCUUAUUUAUUAUACAAAAUAUAUAUUGCUAUACGUGUGAAGAGCAUGACUUGUAUUUUUAUAAAGAUGGAUGUAUUAAUAACAAUAAAGUUGUAUUUUAUAAA